Messenger RNA from Capra hircus (goat), 4572 nucleotides. RefSeq names its product armadillo repeat containing 12 (gene ARMC12). The record is from RefSeq and is a predicted model, not a curated record. Lineage: Eukaryota; Metazoa; Chordata; Mammalia; Artiodactyla; Bovidae. Bases 3523 to 4539 code for a protein of 338 amino acids. The transcript is spliced from 8 exons. Gene Ontology annotation, cellular component: nucleus.
GCAAGCUUCCAGAGAUGGUAAAGGACAGGGGUGUGCAGUCCAUGGGGUUGCAAAGAGUCAGACAUGACUGAGCGACUGAAGAACAACAUGAUGGGAACAUCAGCAGCUUUCAAGGUGGAAAGCUGGUGCAGAUGGCAGAGAGGUGUGCUAGGGUGGCCUGUGCCCUUUUGCCUUGGUGAGGGCAGGUAAGAAACUUGGGGUUGGCUGUGUGUGUAUAUGGCAUCUCAGACUUCUCUCUAGCCAAUAUUCCAAAGUUGGGGGUUUGACGGGAAAAGAACCAAAACCCAAAUUCUCACCGAGAGUUGCAGCCCUCUUUUAUGCUCCCCAAGAACAUUCACUGUCCUGGGUUAUCACCAUAAUCUCACAAAAGCAAAUAUAUUUUAAUUCUUCUCAAAAGAAGACAGACAUCAUCUGAAUCAAAAGCAGUUACUCCCAAGAAAGAACAGUCCUUGACUUUCCACCAACAAAUACCUAUUUUUUUCCUUCUAUUUCGUGCUGUGGAUUAGCAAAAAUGUAUAGUGGGGCGGCUGCCUCUGCUUCUGAUCCCUCUGAGUCAUUUGAGGGCAGAACCAAAAAAAAAAAAAAGGCUUAGAUAUAGCAGGAACGAAUUAGCUUAGAGCCAAGAAAGAACUCUGCAUCUUUGGAGAACUUUAAAGAGCAGGUGAGCACUGCAUUUGUUUAGGAUGUGAGGGUCUUGGGGUCAGCUAUCCAUAGACUGAGGAGGCCAGUAGCCCUGGGUCCCUCUCAGAAGAGGGCUGGCACUUUGUUCUGAAGGACCUCUCCUCGGAUCCACCAGGGGAGUUGGAACCUAGAACAGUUCCAUCAGGCAGCCAUUUCCUGCCCAGAGUUCAUGGAGCCUGAUAGGUGGUCCCAUGGCAGUGGAGGGAGGGGGCCUCCAGCGGCCUCUGUCACCUUUCAGUGCGGGGAGUCCGUGUAGUCACCCACUGGUGGGCUGCACCCCACAGACCUGUAAGCCUCAGAGAUGCCCAACCUUGAGACCAAAGAAAGAGCCUAGGACAGCAACAAAGACAUUCAUAGUGCUGAAGGCUGGUGGGUGGUAUAAGCUCAGCCUACAGGGUAUAAUGGCACUUUUUCUCCAUUAGGAGCUGGAUUAAUUAACUCUAGUAGUCUUAGAUGGGUCUAGUAUAAAUCCAGGUGAAAUCUGUAAUUCCUUUGCCAAUCCUACUCACCAUGAGGCAGCAAACCCAAACCACCAGGGACUUCCCUGCCAGUUCCCGGGUCAUUUGAUAGUGUGUUCCUCUGGGGGUAAGAUCCUGUGGUGAGAGCAAAAGUAAGUUGUCCCGAUAGUAGGCAUUCGUCUUUAGGCUGUCAACAGUUAAGCUCAGACUGUAUUGACUAGUCACUUCUGGGUUAACAUAGCUCUGGGCUGAUUGCCCCUGGGAUGUUCAGUUUGAAUUCUUAGAGCUUAAGUUAGCCUCUGGUCCACCGGUGGAAAGAACAGGUUUCCGUUUCAGUUAAGUUCUUUCAUCCUUUCCAUUAGCCUGGUCGAAGCCGGGGGAGGGAUGUCCAUAAGGCAAGUGGAAAGGCCAGUGUGUGUCAUUUCUAUCAGCCCAUUCCUGAGCUUCAUGCCUGGUUAAGUGGAGUCUUUGGUCUUUAUCAGUGUCCAUGGGGGUCCUGUAUUUCACGCACAGCUAUCCUAGACCCAAGUAGGCCUUUUGUAGUGUGAGCUGCACAUGGCUGUUGUCCCUUCGUGGUCUGUAUCAUUGCUUCCCUUCCACAGCUGGGACCAGAAGCCCAGGGGUACACUUUAUCUUGUUACUGUCACAGGCCCUAACCAGACUUUUUGGCCAUGUCCAAUUCACAAGCCUGUCCCUGAAUUAAGAUCCCCUAAAGCCUGUGUCUGUAAUUGUUUAGUGGUGAGAGGUUUGCAGAUGCACUUCCUUGUAUUUUGUCUGUAUUCACCAGCUAUCCUCGUGCAGUCAGAUGAGCCACAAGCAUAGGGCUGCUGCUUUUAAACUGAAAACAGAGACUCCGAGGUUACCAGAGUGGAAGAGAAUCAAUUUAAUGGAAGAGAAAGACCUCUCUCAUGACAGUCAGCUGCCACAGGGCCCCACCUGCUGGUGGACAGCCGCCUCGAGAUCAUGCCUGUGACCUUCCAUUCCCCAUCCUUGACUUCUGGACGUCUUGGGUGUUUCCUUGGCCUCCCAGCUGGCUGACCAAUCAUUGGGCUGCACCCCACAGUCCUGAAAGCCUUGUGGUUGCCCCACUUCAAGACCAAAGAAAGAGUCUGGAGACAGCGAUGGAGUCCUCAGUGAUUUUUUGGACAGGAGGUUUGGGGAGGGAGUUGGCGCUGGUCUUAAGCAAAAGGUCCUGGAGCAACAACCUGUGGAUUACAGCGGGCAGGCCAUAGCAGUAAUCUUCCCCACUCGGGGUAGAAGGAGGCUACUGUUUAUAGGGGAAAUUGAGGUCAGUUACCAAGGAAACCAGCUGGGGCACGUCCCUCACAGCCCCUCAGUUAAGAACCAUCAUGAGGGCAGAUGUUUCCUUUAAUAAAUUAGCAGGUAGAGCAGGGGUGAGAUCAGCCAUUAGCUGGGGCAGGGGGCAAACCUGGUCACGUGAGCAGGUUGCAGGCAAAAUUGAGACUGGUCAAGGGACUUCCCCAGUUGUCCAGUGGCUGAGACUCUGAGCUCCUAACGCAGGGGGCCUGGGGUUCAAUUCCUGGUCAGGGAACUAGAUCCCACAAGCCACAACUAAGAGUUCUCACGCUGCAACGAAGACGGAAGAUCCCUCGGGCCGCAACAGAAGCGGCACGGCCAAGUUUGUUUUUUUUUUUUUUUAAAGAAGGGACAAGUAGAGCAAGAGACGAACAAAGAGCAAAAGAACAGCCAUCUUGAAUGGCCUGACCAUACACCCACCUUGGGGCUGUGUAGAGGGCCAGGAAUGACCCUUGAGGAGGGCCGAGGAUGGAAGAGAAUGGCCCCCCUGGGAGUGUUGCCUGCAGCCUGGGGUGACGUGGAUGAAGGCUCCGAGUGGACUGACCUGACUGGCUGCUGUAGUAUCCUUGGUGAUGUGUUUCCACACCUCCUGCAAGCCCAGAUGGAGCAGCCCAGGGCCCCAAGCCUUCCAACAGGAGCUCAAGGCCAAGCAGGAGAAACCCUGUUCUGGGGUAGCCAUGCUCAGGGCUGACUCUGGGCCUGAGCCUGGCCUGGGCUCCUCCCUGUUCUGCACCAGAAGGAAUAACAGCAGUCGUAACUUGAGCAUCUCCUCAGUGCAGGACUGCUGGAUGUUGGAGAUGCAGAGACAACUGCCCUUAUGAGCUUUUGGUCGACACUAAGGGGAACACGUGGAUGUUGGAAGAUAAUGGAUUUCCCUUGAGACUCUGGAAAACUUUGUAAGGUGCUCGUCAUCUUUUCAUCCUCCGAUGGAAAGAGGGGCCCUUCCCUACAGAAACGCUCCAAGGCCCAGAAGUGGGUCCAUGGCGAAAAGAUCAAAGAUGGGAGGGCCAGUUCCUGGCCCUGCUGGAGUUCUGGUUCCGGAAGGCCUUCUCUGGGUGCCUCGGGCAUGUCCUGCAUCCGCCAGCGCCCGAGGCAAAUGGACAUCCGCAAAGGUGUGGUGAGCCUGGCCACAGGCGCCGGGGCCGUCUACCUCCUCUACAAGGCCAUCAAGGCCGGCAUAAAAUGUCAGCCGCCCUUCUGCUCGGCCUCACCCAUCUGCAUCGCCCGCCUGGCAAUCGAGCGAGAGCGACACGGGUGGGACUCGGGUGAGCUCCGGAGGCUCCUCAACUCUUUGGAGUGCAAGCAGGAUGCGUACACCAAGAGCAUGAUCCUACACAGCAUCACGCGCUGUGUGUACUUGCUGGAGUCCGAGGCCUCUGGUUGUACUAACGAUGACGUCACGUUGGUGGGCUCCAUGCUGGAUGACAAGGACAACAGUGUCAAAAUCCAAGCCCUGAACACACUUAAAGCUUUCUCUGGCAUCAGAAAAUUCAGGCUCAAAAUCCAGGAACACUCCAUCAAGGUGCUGGAACUGAUCUCCACCAUCUGGGACUCAGAGCUGCACAUUGCAGGCCUCAGACUCCUCAACAACUUCCCGCUGCCUGACUUUGUGCAUCCACAGCUGCGACGGGUGAUGCCUGCCUUGAUGGAGAUCCUGCAGUCGGACUAUAUCCUGGCACAGGUGCAAGCCAUACGGUUGCUGAGCAGCCUGGCACAGAAGAACGACCUUCUCUAUGAUAUUCUCAACUGCCAGGUGCACUGCAACUUCCUGAACCUGUUCCAGUCCACACAGCCUGGGAGUCUGCUGUUUGAGGUCCUGGUGUUUGCAGAGCGGUUGAGUGAAGGCCGGAGUUCACCCCACUACCGCGCCGUGAAGUGGCAUUACAACAAGCAGUCUUUACACGAAGCUCUCUUUGGGGACGACUCCCGACUGGCCGACCGGCUGCUCGCCUUGGUCAUCCACCCAGAGGAGGAUGUUCAGAUCCAGGCCUGCAAAGUCAUAGUCAGCCUGCAGUGCCCCCAGGAUGCGGGAAUCCGGCCUUCCUGCCCACCCAGUCAUUCCUGCUUUAAUAACGGGGAAUAAAAUUAUGGAGAGCCAAUAAAUGAGUAUGGGAGA